Anthostomella pinea is the source of this 1389-nucleotide messenger RNA. NCBI's taxonomy places the organism in Eukaryota, Fungi, Ascomycota, Sordariomycetes, Xylariales, Xylariaceae. The record is from the annotation of a GenBank genome assembly.
AUGUCGAGCACUCUGGAGGGUCUGCCGACCGAGGUGAAGCAGCAUAUUUUUGCGUAUCUCCCCAACCCUCGUGCGCUCGGAUGCCUUCCGAUAUGCUCGCGCAGCCUCCACGCUUUUUUUCAGGAGGACCGAUACGUUGCCACCAAGAUCCUUCGAAACCGAAUCCAUGACGUCGUUCUGCCGGAAGCAACCCUCGCGUACGAGACCGCUGCCAUCAAGGAACUUGAUCCACGCACAUCUGGCGCCAGAGAUAACCGGGACGAAAAGCCGAAGUUGUGGAAGCUUCCAGAUGUGCGUCGCAUGUGGCGCUUCCACGAGAUGGUAGAGUCGCUGGCUCGGGCUUUUACAUUGCAUGAACGUAAUGAGGACGGCCCCAACUCGCUUCACGUCCCUGGUCCGAUCACCGAAGCAGCAUAUAACUCCGAGGUACGGUACGCAGAGAGGUCGCUCUACCGUCAGGAGCAGUUCCGCAACCUCUUUCAUCGGGACGACAAAAUGCGGCAGCUGUGGAAUGAGGGCACCCUAGCAUCCAUGUUCCUCAGCAAAUUUCCUGUCCAAGAAAGCAAAGAGGUUGCCCUUGCCCGCAUAUACCAUGAACUAAGUAAAGAGUACGGCGGUGUCUUUAGUCCUCCACUUGAGAUUCACGCAAGACUCGUAUUGCCCUGCGGUACGAAUUGGAGCAACCAGAUUCGCAUAUACCUGGAGCGAUACGCUGACCGAAACGAAUCCGCCACUAUGCUCCUCAAGCGCAAGCGUUCCGAGUCUGAGCUCUCCUUCUCGUCUUCGUCAAGCGCCUUCAGCUCGCCGCCACGAAACGAGGCUGCAUUCACCUUCUCCAAUACGGACACAUCACCACUACGGUUCUUGUCAUCAGCACGAUCACGGGGUAGUUCGACAACGCCCGCCCACCUCCCGAGCCGCACCAUGAAGCGUUUUCGCGACAACCGCCCGUCGGAUGACGAAAUCCAUCAACGGACUCUCAACAUGUUAUACACGGCGCAGCGCCAGCAGAUCCAGCACGACACCCACGCGGAAGGAACAAGUGCGUUCGCGACACAACCCGUCUCGGUUCAGCCCGCGGCCGCCACACCGCCAUCACAGGCCCAGGCCUCCCUCCAUAGCUUCUGGAAGUUGCCGGGCACGUCCGCAUCUGCCCAGUCGGCCCUCGAUAUCGAUCGAACUGUCUACGCUCCCUCUAGUUGCGAGGACUGCGGACUAUCUCUAUCUGGUACCGACAGGAACAAUGCGGGCGACGACUCGAUGGAUGUGGACACCGAUGUGGAUUGCGGUGCCUGUGGCAAACACGUGUGCUCGCACUGCUCGAUCACGAACCUGGGCGAGCGGCGACGAUGUCUAAAUUGUGCCGGGAGAAAGGUGUGGGUUGGAUAA